GGGAGGAGCUGCAAGGACACGAAGCAACACAGCAUCAGACUUGUUGAUGUUGAUGAUGUUGUUGAUGCGAAGCGCACACACAUCAUCAAAGGUCAUCAUCACACCCACACCAACCAAUCACCCACACAUCAACUGCAGCAAGAAGCAGUGAAGUGCAGCAAGCAAGAAGCAAGCAAGCGGGAGGCGCGCGGAGCGGCUGACCCGUGAAGAUGAGGAGGGGUUUAGGCGAGAGCAGCACGCCUGGUCCACGCAAUGGAGAUGACGGGUCGAAUGCUGGGCACAACGAACACGGAUGGCACAUGCGCGGGGAACUAGAAACACACAGAUACAACCGAGCCGGCACUGCCGCGGUGGGAAGCGAGGGUAGCGAUGACAAGCAGGGAAACGGUGGUUGGUGGCGGGUGGUUGGCCAGCAGACCAUGACCAUCCUGUGGAAGAACCGCCUGCUCAAGUUGAGAAAGUGGAAGUCGACCCUUGUAGGCAUGGUGAUCCCAACCGUCAUCUUCUGCUUGCUCCUCAUCAUCCGCACCCAGCUUCCCGUGAGCACCGAGGCUGCAGUGUCGAGUCCACCGCUUGCAUUCCCGUCUGCGGGCAUCGCCGUGUUCAUGCAGUCGCAGCUGUGCAACGGUCUGUAUGAUCUGGCACCAGACAUUGGCGCAGACAUCAUUGCGCCGAGCCUCAUUCGCGAGCUGCACCACAACCUCGCUCGCGAAGGCGUCUCCGUCACGAGUGCCGAGCACAUGAUGGUCGACUUGCUCGACGGUGCCAUGCAUGUGGACGCGGCCAUGCACAACGCCACCACCAUCCCUGCCGUGCCCGCACGCUGUAUCGCGCUGUUCAGGCGCCUCACCAACACCACUGCCUCGCAAGGCGAGCGAACCGUACGGGACGGACAAGAGGCAGCCGCGUGCUACUGCUCGCUCACGUCGUCGCCGGCAGCACGGCAUGCUGUCACGCACUCCAUCUCAGGCGUUGUGGAAGCGUUCAUCACCAGCACCAACGACUCCACCGCGGCCAUCAUCGACACCAUUCGCAACCGCACCGGCGUCACCCUCUCCCCUGACGAUGCAGACACACUCAAUGCCAUGCGCAGGGCGGUUGUCCCUUUGCUCACGGACCCGCGCGUGGAGGAAGUGCUGUUUGGCGGCAUGGAUGUUAUCACCGCGGCACAAUAUCUCAUGUGCCCCGUCGUCUCAGAGUGGUCCCUGCACAGACAGGCUGAUCCAGAGCAGAACGAGGCCGCAACGGCUUCGCAAACAUCGCUGGUGAAGCUCGAGGAAGUGUUUGGCGGCUCCAAGAUCUUCUACGCGCCAGACACAAACCAGACGCGCCGCAUCGUCCAGGAGAUGAAUCGUACAUUCCAGGCCCUGGGCGCCGCUGUCGACACCCUCAAGUGCACGGCCACUCUCCUGUCCGAGAUGCAGUCGGAUCAGCAGGACCACCAGCCAUCAAGCGGUGACCAUGGCAUGCUGAUAGAGCGGUGGGAGCACAUUGAGGGCAACGAACUCCGCAAGCUGUAUGCUGAUCCGCGCUACCCGUCGCGUCCAGACCAGCGGUUCCUCCUCACGUCUCGCGUCUUUUCCUCACCCUUUGACGUCGCCGACAACUUUGGCCAGCGCAUUAGGGGCGUGUUUACGGCGCCUGCGAGUGGCGCGUACACGUUUUGGAUCGCAGGCGACGACCACUGCGAGCUCUUCCUCAGCACAGACGAGACGCGCGCACACGUGCGCAAGAUUGCUGCCCGCUACGGCUCCAACUUCCCGUGGGAGUGGCACCGCGUGGCCACGCAACAGUCAGCGCCCAUUGUCCUAGAAGAAGGCCGUUCGUACUACAUCGAGGCGGUAGGCAAGGAGCGCACUGGCCGCGAUCACGUCGCUGUUGCGGUGCAGGUGCCCUCGCCAUGUGCCAAGAAUGUCACGCUCUGCAGACACACAUAUGUUCCGCGCAACGGCGAGGAUGCCAUGCCGCUGGAUGGCGUCAUGUCGCUGCCAGCACCGCUCUUCAACAACGGCACCGCCAACGUGACGUCGGCUCCACUUGUGCCAGACCUGCGCGAGCUCGCGUUCAUGACCGUUCAUGACCCAUUCGUGCCCUUCUCAAGCACCACGGAGAUGGUCAAGGAGGCGAUGCCCUCCCGGCGACUCAGCGACGUACUGGCUGCAAUCGAAUUCCACAACAUGGACGACAACAUGAUGCGCACCACCACCACCACCGCACUCCCGUCCAACAACAGACAGCGAGCAAAUAACGACGUUUCUUCCCGCGGCAGUGGCCCACGUACCGCCGCUGCUGCUGUUGGUGGUGAUGCGUACGGCAAUGUGCCGAUGCCUGAGCAGCUUCACUACUCAAUCCGCAUGAACCCCGUGAAGAUCCCAGCGACCAAGACGGGAUCGCGCCACGUCACCUCCUCAUAUGGGCAGUUCACCUGGUGGCUCUACUACUACUCGGGCUUUGCCAUGGUCCAGGAUAUGGUGGAUCGCGCUUUCACCAAUUUGCAUGCGGAGCGCGACACGGCCACGGAGCUGCCUGUGUUUGGGCAGCGGUUCCCCGUGCCGGCGUAUGCAGGCGACGAGUUCACACGCGGCCUGGCACCAGUCCUUCCGCUCUUCAUGACCAUCUCCCUCGUGUACAUUGUCAGCAUCACCGUCAAGUCGAUUGUGUACGAGAAGGAGCUGCGACUCAAGGAGAUGAUGCGCAUCAUGGGGAUGUACACGGGGGUGCACUGGCUGGCGUGGACAAUCACGUGUGUGCUCGAGACGCUGCCAUCCGUCUUCAUCAUCACCAUGUUGCUGUGCCAGGGAGACGUCUUGCGCAACAGCAACGAGCUGAUUGUGUUCCUCCUCCUGGAAGCGUUUGUUCUCGCCUCUGUGAUGCUCUCCUUCCUCAUCAGCUGUUUCUUUUCCCGCGCAAAGAUUGCUGCGGCGUGCGGCGGCAUCGUCUACUUCAGUUUCUACGUUCCGUUUGUAGCGGUUGCGCUGAACGCGGGCGACAUGUCGGUGAUGCAGAAGGCCGGUGUGUCGCUGAUGAGCACAACUGCCCUGGGCAUUGCCAGCCAGUACCUUGCGUACUGGGAAGAAGUUGGCGUGGGCCUGCAGUGGUCCAAUCUGUUUGUUGGGAUGAGCCCCUGCGAUGGCUUCAGCGCGGGCGCCGCCAUUGUCAUGCUGCUGCUUGACGGCCUCAUUUAUCUCCUCCUCACUCUCUAUCUGGAGCAAGUCAUCCCGGGCCAGUUUGGCGUGCCCAAGCACCCGCUCUUCUUUCUCAAGCCGCUGGCCACAGGCGUGCGGCGCUGCUGUCGCUAUUGCUGCUGUUGUCUGCAAGGGAGGGGCCACCACCCGCUCAGCGUGUCUGCAGGUGAUGUGGUUGACAUUGAGCUCGCAUCUGCUCGCUCCCGCAGUCACAGCUUCGCAGCGCCAACUCCAACAGCAUCAGUAGCAACAGCAACAGCAACUUCUUCAACAGCAGCAACAAUACCACCAAGCUCAGGGAGUGCCGUGCCAUCGGCGCAUCCAUACACGCCCUCCGCACGAGCAACACCUUCCUCUGCCUUCCUGUCCAGCGUGGCCGCGGUUGGCGCCAGCAGCGGCAGUGACAGCGGAGUGGUACUUGCAACGCCUCACUUGCACACAACAACAGCAGCAGCAAGUGCUGAUGGUGCUGACGAGCGCGGUGUUGUCAUCAACCACAUGUCAAAGGAUUACAACGACGAUGCGUGGUGGCUGCUGUGUGGCAUUGAUCGUCUCCUCGGGUUGCAGCGCAAGCCACCAGCCGUCGCCGACCUUUCCCUGCGCAUGCCUUUUGGGCAGGUCACGAGUCUCCUAGGUAGUAACGGCGCCGGCAAGUCCACCACGCUCUCCAUUCUGUGCGGUCUCUUCCCACAGACGUCCGGCUUGGUUCGCGUGCACGGCUACGACACGCGCGUGGACAUGGACGCCGCACGCAAGCACCUGGGCGUGUGUCUGCAGUACAACGCCCUGUUUGACAGCCUGACGGUACGGGAACACGUCCUCUUCUGCGCACGAAUUCGCCGUGGCCGUCGCGGUGGUCUGGACUCUGCACUCGACGAGACCAUGCACCUCAUAAAGGCGCUGGGUCUCAUGCCGUACUUCGACACCGAAUGCCACCAUCUCAGUGGCGGGAACAAGCGCAAGCUCAGCGUUGCUCUUGCGUUUGUGUGUUCACCUGACGUCGUCAUCCUUGACGAACCAACAGCGGGCAUGGACCCAUCUGCCCGGCGAGCAACGUGGAAUCUCAUUCUCCAGAAACGAAAGACUUGUUGUAUUAUUCUGACGACCCAUCACUUGGAUGAGGCGGAUCUGCUGUCGGAUUCCGUUGCCAUUAUGAAGGAUGGCGAACUGCGUGCACACGGGAGCCCCUUUGACCUAAAGCAGCAGCACGGCCUCGGGUACACGCUCACGCUCAGUUUGACCCCCGCAGCAGCCGGCUCGCCAGCCACGCUCGAUACACUGACACGUAUGGUGUCAUCGGCUGUUCCUGGCGCUGCGCCAGGCUACAGCUCGCAAACAGAGGCCACGUUUGUGCUUCCGCCAGAACAGGUGUCUUUGUUUCCUCCACUGUUUGCACAGCUGGAGCAAGGCGGCAAGCAAUUGGGCGUGGAAGCGUUCGGCGUCUCUGCCAGCAAGUUGGAGGACGUGUUUCUUGAGGUGACGGGUCGCACAUUCAGCCGUCACCCUUCUGCCUCCUCUUCGUCCACUGCUCCUCCUGCUGGUGCUCCGAGUGUUCUUCGUCAUCAUCGUGGUGAUGGUGAUGGUGAUGGUGAUGGGGAUUCGGUUUUCUUGGCUUCAGCACCACAGCACGAUCAUCAACAUCAGCUGCAAUCCGCGAGCAGCAGACACCGCAGUCGCAUUAGCAGCACCACCAGCGGCAAAACAGCUGGCGCUCGUCGAGGCAUUGAUGGUCGGGACGCCACGCUCGCAUACAGCACCAUGCUACACACCCCGACUCCAAGCAUUGGUGGCGCCAGCGUGGGUGCUGCUGAAAUGCUUGCGGAGGACGACGAGGAGAUUGAGAGCGUGGCCGAGCAACUGCAGAUGCUUGAAUCCCUCGACGGCUCAACCACGGUCAGCACCAGCAGUCUUCGCCGCCUCCGCCGCUACCAGCGUCAUCAUGAUCGUCAUGAUCGUCAUCAUGAUUACCGCUACGGCGCUGCCAGUGAUGGCGAUGCUGUUGCUGCUGACGAUGGUGGUGGUGACGACGACGGGGCUGACGUGGAGAGUGCGCAAUCACCGCUGCUCAUGUCUGUGGACGGCAUCGCAGGCAACACGAGUGAUGCCGACACAGGUGCUGCUGGCGUUCGCACAAGAAGCACGCACGCAUCCACACACGCACAUGCACGUGUACACGGCGACAGCGCUGCCAGUGGUCACGGCCACUUUCAGACGAGGGGAUUCAAGCGCCGUUUUAGCGCCGGCAUGCGAUCUGGCCUUUCGAGCAUCGAUGGCAUCGUGGCGCCCGUUGGCGCUUGGUGCUUGAGGACGGGGGUGGUGUUGAAGGUGCUUCUGCGCAAGCGCGCGCAGCACACGCUUCGCGACAUCAAAGCGUUCAUCUCCAUGGUCAUCUUGCCGGUUGGCCUCAUCUGCCUGGCCAUGCUCGUCGCAUCACGUGUGGAGGACACAAGCAACUUCCCUGCGCUGGAGCUGAGCCCAAACAUGUUCAGCGGUGAAUGCUUCUCGGGUCAGGGCGUCACCCCUGUCUACAGCUACGCCAACAACACACAAGGCGCUGACUUGAUCGCUGCCAUCGAGACGUGCCCGGCAACCACAACCCCCGGCCUGGACUGCGGAACAGAGCGCACGGAGUUUAACUCGCUCCACGACGACCCAUCCUUUGUUUCGCCAGGAUCAUCGUCGAAGGAGUCUCGGUGUGACGGCGAGUGCCACCCACGCAACCUCACCUCGUUUCUCCUCAUGCACAGCAGCGACGGGCUUGUGUCGCAGCGGCACGGUGCCGCCACCGUCGAUCUGCAGACCAACACUGCACACACGGGCGCAGAGUUUGGCUCGUCUCAACGCGCAUCAUCAUCGUCGGCGUCGUCAUCAUCGUCGUCUGCAACAGCUUCCGGACCCUGGCAUGGGAUGUUUGCGCGUGCGUGGUUUGAGCGCAUCGACCUGCACUCGCUGCCGGCGUACCUGAACCUGGUGAACAACGGUGUCUUGAAGAGCCUGGCGGGGGAUUCAAACCUGCACAUUCACGCCUUCAACCACCCGCUGAACACAUCGGCAGACACGCAGCUGCUCAACUUCAUUCAGUCUGGCACCGACGCCUCCGUUGCUGCGUUUGUCAUCUUCGCCCUCUCCUUCAUCCCCGCGAGCGUGCUGGUGUUCCUGGUGAGCGAGCGUGUGACCCGCAGCAAGUUCAUGCAGCUUGCCGCUGGCUGCCGCCCCUGGCAGUACUGGCUCGCCUGCUUCAUCUGGGACGCGCUUGCCUUUGUCGUGGCGGCCGUGCUGUGCGUGGGCGUGUUUGCGCUCUUCGCCGUUGACGGCUACUCUGGCCGCAAUCUGGGCGCCGUCGCCGUGCUGUUGCUGCUCUACGGCCUUGCCUGCACUACGCUCAUGUACCCGUUCUCCUUCGUGUUCAAGGUCCCAUCCACCGCAUACGUCACCAUGAUUGUCGCCAACCUCUUUGUGGGCGUGACCACGACGCUCGCCACCUUCGUUCUGGACCGUUUCUCCUGGAACCCCAACCUGUGGCGCGCGAACGUCGUGCUGAAGAAGGUGUUCCUCGUGUUUCCAAACUACUGCUUUGGGCGCGGGCUGCUGGACAUUGCCACCAACGAAUACACUGCGCAGUACAACGACCUGCAGGCAAACCUGUACGGGGACGAGCUUCCAUCGUUCACGUCCCCUUUCUCAUGGGACAUUGCUGGUCGCAACAUGUUUGUCAUGGCCGUGCACACCGUUGCCUUCUUCCUCCUCACGCUGUGCAUCCAGUACUGGUCGCAGCAGCGGCUCAAGUCGUGGACCAGCAGUGCCCGUGCACGUGUGCUGCGCUGGUGGCGGUGUGUGCGUCACUUUGCUGGUGCUCGUGCUGGUGGAAGCAGUGGCAGUGGUGGAUACACGGCAGCCCGGCGCUCAAGUGUCACGUCCACUUCCAGCAGCAACAGUCGCAGUGGCAGUGGUUAUGACAGCGACAGCAAUGACAGUGACGAUGCUGCUGCUGCUGGUGAUGAUGGUGGUGGUGGUGGUGGUGGUGGUGGUGGUGAUCCUGGUCGCCGUUUCCGCGGCAUGAUUGCCCCUGGUGAGCAGCACAACCAUGAUACAAACGUCAGCAUCAACACCAACAGCACCAACUUCAACCGCCGCAGCCGCAGCCGUGGUCAACACCGUCGUCGCCACCGCGGUACGAACGGUGGGGCGACCUCGCUUGUGGACGAGCCGGCACUUGAGGCGGAGAUGGAAGCGCUGAGCGAACACCCGGAGGCAUUUGCUGUUCGCGUGGAGCACUUGACCAAGGUGUACUCCACAAAGAGCAGGAAGAAGACAAAGGACACCAGAAGCGCUGCCGACUCGCCACAUCAGAGGAAGAAUGGCAAGCGCCAAGCACGGCGCCAUGCUGCUGUGGACGACGUGUCGUUUGGUGUGCGACGGGGCGAGUGCUUUGGCCUGUUGGGCGUGAACGGCGCUGGAAAAACAACGACCUUCAAGGUGAUCUCGGGCGAGCACGCGGCCACAUUGGGCGAUGUGUUCUUGGAUGACGUGUCGGUGUCACAGCACAGGCGCAUCACGCAGCGGCAAAUGGGCUACUGUCCACAGGAGGACGCCCUGUUGCCGCUGCUGACGCCAACCGAGCACAUGCAGCUGUACGGCGGCCUGCGUGGACUGACACCAGAGGCGGUGGAGAAGGGAGCGCGGCUGCUGUUCCGUGUGCUGGACCUACAGCAGUGGAAGAACACGACUGCACGGCACCUGAGUGGCGGCACAAAACGCAAGCUGUCACUGGCGAUGGCGCUGCUGGGCACGCGCGGCGUGGUGCUACUUGACGAGCCGAGCGCGGGUCUGGACGCACACGCCAAGCGGUUCCUGUGGUCGCGCGUGCUCGCCGUUGUGCGCAGUGGACGCUCGGUCCUGUUGACGUCGCACAGCAUGGAGGAGUGCGAGGCAUUGUGCAAUCGCCUCACCAUCAUGGUCGACGGCAAACUCAAGUGCAUCGGCACCCCGCAGAUGCUCAAGACGAAGUUUGGGGACGGGUACACGCUGGUGCUGAAGGCCACUGGUGAGCUCCCCAUCUCGCAGGAGCACGUGCGUGCGCAGUUUGCCGGCGCGCAGUUGGUGGAGGCGCAUCGUGGGUAUGUGCGAUUCUUCGUGCCCACCGCAUCGGCACAGCCACUCUCCGCUGCGUUUGAGCGUGCGCUCGCCCUGCAGCGCCAACAUGGGCUGGAGUACUUUAGCAUCUCCCAGACAACCCUCGAAGACAUAUUCUGCAAGUUUGCCGGCACGUCGCUCGGCCCUUUCAGCCACCACGCCGCCCAACAACAUCAUGCGGGCCACGACACCGAUAACCCCACUGGCAAUGUGUCUUCGGUGGCUGCUGGCGCCACCACGAGUUUUGACAGGGGUGCAGGGAGAGCAGAAGGUGUCGUGAUGACCAGUCACGCAAACGCCAUGUUCCCUGGCGUGAGCGAUGGCGAUGAUUAUGAUGGUGGCCGUGUUGCUGAUGGAGAGGACGCAGCGAAAGGCGAGCAUGAUGAUGGUGAUGAUGGUGAUGAUGCUCGUGAUGAUGGAAAUGCCAGUGCAAGUCUGAGCUGGGAUGCAGGCGCGCAGUGUGGCGUGAUGACAGAGUCCAUCCAUGAGGAAUGGGACAACGAGGGCUGGCAGGCAGCCUGAUGCGAAUUAAUGUGUGUGUGUGUGCAUGUGUGUUGUGUGUGUGUUCUGUGCGUGUGUGUGUUGUGUGUGUGUGUGCGUGUUGUGUGUGUGUGUGUGUGUUGUGUCUGUGUGUGCGUGUUGUGUCUGUGUGUGUGUGCGUGUGUUGUGUCUGUGUGUUAUGCUCUGCUCACGGUUUGCUUUGCACCAUCAGGGAAUGUUACAGUUCUUGACGAGUUACUUGUUAAUAUGCAGCUGCUGCCUUUAUCUGCGUUAAAUAAAGCAACAGCCAUCAACUUCCCACUGGUGCGUUGUGUGAUUCACCCG
This is a messenger RNA of Salpingoeca rosetta, 9143 nucleotides long. RefSeq names its product ABCA2 protein. Lineage: Eukaryota; Choanoflagellata; Craspedida; Salpingoecidae. The coding region runs from base 210 to 8840 and encodes 2876 amino acids. Gene Ontology annotation, cellular component: membrane; intracellular membrane-bounded organelle. Gene Ontology annotation, molecular function: ABC-type transporter activity; ATP hydrolysis activity; lipid carrier activity. The transcript is spliced from 17 exons. The record is from RefSeq and is a predicted model, not a curated record. Gene Ontology annotation, biological process: transmembrane transport; lipid transport.